AAACCCUCCCAUUCUUGAGGAGGGAAAGGGGUGGUGGGGAUUCAAACUAAGGCAGGCUUUACAGUGACUCAAACACUCUCAAAGACAGACUGCAGACAGUCUCCACGACACUAAGAUAUGGGCUUACUGUGACUGCAGUCUGGAGCUUAUUUUCUUAAUCUAAAAGCCAAAAAGAGAACAUUAGACUCAGAGAGAAAGACGUUGCCCAAGAGGAUGGGAAACUGAGCACGUCCCAAACUUUAAGAAGGGAAGAAGAGGAGCAAGGACAAGCCUGAGGAUACCGCAGAUUAUGUUGCCAUGGAAACCGAAACUUGGAAGCGGACGCAAGGACCACUGAAGGUGGACGAUCUCCCUUGAAUGCAUCCUUGACACAUCACUGUACCGCUGCACACAUGAAAAGAAUGCUGUGGAGAAUAACUAUCCCUGUCAUACUGGCUGGGGUGCUCUGCAUCACUGCAGAGACCAAAAAGUCCCGUCCUCAGGGAGCCAUCCCAUCUCCAUACAAGUCCAAAGGGAACCUGUCCGCAGACCGUCACCACCGAUUGCUUCAGCAGAAACCAGAGGUGCUAUCCUCUAGCCGGGAAGCCUUGGUUGUGACAGAGCGCCGUUACCUCCGCAGAGACUGGUGCAAGACCCAACCUCUUCGUCAGACAAUCAGUGAGGAGGGCUGCCACAGCCGCACUGUGGUCAACCGUUUUUGCUAUGGCCAGUGUAACUCCUUCUACAUACCACGGCAUAUGGGUCCCAGCUCGAGUCAGGGACAGAGUCGAGGCCAAACCUCAGGCUCGGGAAGAAAAAACCACAACAAAGCCCAGGAGCCAUUUCAGUCCUGCUCCUUCUGUAGGCCACAUCGCAUCACACAGCUCACAGUGCAGCUAGACUGCCCAGACCUGCAGCCCCCUUUCAGACACCGCAAGGUGCAGAGAGUCAAACAGUGUCGCUGCAUGUCUGUGGAUGUGAGCGGCCAUGGGAAACUGUGAAGGGGGACUUAAAGGUCUUUUAAAUUUGGAAUGACAUCAUUUAUGUGCUGUCAGAGGCAGAAAUUCACAAACUUAGCCAAACAAGGACUGGCUUCAAGAGGAACUGUUCUGCAUCGCGUUGUACAAAGAAUGGCUUGUCUUGCAACAAAAUGAAACAUGGAACUAGAAAUACACAAAAGCUCAACAAUGAUUUAAUUAGAGAGUAGCAGCCAUGUUGACAUGCCAGUGCGGUUAAAAAAAAGAAAAAAAAAGAAUAAAUCAAGUGGCUGUGUAGAGACAGUGAUAAUAAAGCUGCUGGUGUUUAACAAUGGACAUUUUUUUUAGUUUUAGCAUUUCAAAAAUAUCACAUCUACCUAAAGGAUUCAAGAAAGUACCUCUUAAAUAUGACAGAACAUUAUGGACACUGAGGAUGGCCAAGCAAAAGGAAGUGCAUUAAAGUAAUGUCCAACUGUAUAAUUAGUGCAACCACUUAAAACAGUCUUUGUAAAAUGUGUAUCUAUAGGUGGUUCUACAAUCUUAGACAGCUUGUCAGUAUCUCUUUUGCCGUGUUUCACAAGUAUUCUGUUACCCUUUUUGUUUUGUCUUAACAUGAUGAUGUCAAAGAAAAGAUGAAGCAAUUCACAACAUCCACCUGUUUGGAUACAAACCUGAUUGUAUACUGUACAUUUUCCACAAAUAUACUAGCCAGGAGAAAAAAAAAUAAAAAAAACUGCAGCAUGUGUAAUGGAGUUGCAAUGCAAUGUAUACAAUAUAUACACGUGUGUUUUAAGUAUGUAAAAAUAUAUUAAAUCUAUUUCAUAUAAAACAAA
Oreochromis niloticus (Nile tilapia) is the source of this 1789-nucleotide messenger RNA. It is a transcript of the gene grem2a, whose product is annotated as gremlin 2, DAN family BMP antagonist a. Gene Ontology annotation, biological process: animal organ morphogenesis. The coding region runs from base 393 to 980 and encodes 195 amino acids. Lineage: Eukaryota; Metazoa; Chordata; Actinopteri; Cichliformes; Cichlidae. The transcript is spliced from 2 exons. Gene Ontology annotation, molecular function: BMP binding; receptor ligand activity. The record is from RefSeq and is a predicted model, not a curated record.